UGACGUGUCAGAGGCCUCACCGGCAGCAGGAGAGUAUAAAAGGACGUGUAGGUGUAUGUAGGGCUAUGAUGCGCAAACGUUCACAGGCCUGCAGCCAUGGGAAAGAUUGUCUUCUACGAGGGCCGCAACUUCCAGGGCCGCCACUGGGAGUGCAGCAGUGACUGCAUGGACACUUUUAGGCACUUCAACUUCUGCAACUCCAUCCGGGUCAACGGCGGUCACUGGGUGGCCUACCAGAGGCCCAACUACAUGGGGUAUCAGUACAUUCUGGGGCCCGGCGAGUACCCCGACUACCACAGCUGGAUGGGCUUCAACAACUGCAUCCGCUCCUGCCAGAUGUUCCCCCCUUAUAGAGGAUCCUACAGGAUGAGGAUUUUCAACAGGCCUGACAUGAUGGGACAAAUGAUGGAGUUCUCAGACGACUGCCCCAACGUGUACGAGCGCUUCCGCUACCGUGACAUCUACUCCUGCAACGUCAUGGAGGGCUACUGGAUCUUCUACGAGCACCCCAACUACAGGGGCCGCCAGUACUUCAUGAGGCCCGGAGAGUACAGGAGCUGCGGCGACUGGGGCUGCCACAACCCCAUGGUGGGCUCCUUCAGAAGGAUGAGGACUCACAUGUAAAAUCACCUGAACUUAAAUGUGCAUUAAACAAUAUGUUUUGAAAAAAUA
Molecule: messenger RNA, 672 nt
Organism: Oryzias melastigma (Indian medaka)
Lineage: Eukaryota; Metazoa; Chordata; Actinopteri; Beloniformes; Adrianichthyidae
Gene: crygmxl2
Product: crystallin, gamma MX, like 2
Exons: 3
Coding region: 97-624 (175 amino acids)
Biological process (GO): lens development in camera-type eye; visual perception
Molecular function (GO): structural constituent of eye lens
Source: RefSeq, a predicted model, not a curated record